AUGGAGAUGGGCAAGGUUGAACCAAACAUACCACUUGAGAAUGGAAGGCGUAACAUAGCACAAUCAAUGGAGCCUUCUCUUGUUAGUGGUAGCACAGAUCGCCAUGGAAUGGAUCUAGAAGAAGCACAGGCCCAGCCCAGAAAAAAUGGUCCAGCAGGCAGCCCAUCUAAGAAUCGGCGACUGACCCAGCCUCCCGCACGCUCGCACGCGCACGAAGCACAUCAGGCGCACGAGCAGCGACCACCCAAUAACCUAGCCGCCGGCCGCCAGACGCCACCUCCUAGUCCGGCGCCGCCUCCCCGCCUCCUCGCCGUCGCUGCGUCCUCGCCGAGCGCCGCCUCCCCGCCCAACGCCGUCAUCAGCCGAGCGCCCGAGCCUGCACGAGGGACGGGGCCACGGGGGGAGCCGGGCUGCACCUGCCGGGGAGCUCGUCGCCCACGACGCCCAGGGCUCUCUGCAGGCAAUUUCAGGGAGUUCUUGGAUUGGUACAAAGACAAGAAUAAAGAUGUGAAAGAUGCAUUUGAAAAUGGGCAAGGUAAUGCACUUAUGAUAUGUUCACGGAUUCGAAAGGACCUUGCUACAUGUUGUGCUUUGGAGGUAACCAAAGUCAUCAAGAAUGAGCUUGGAGAUAAGAAUUUUGCGAUACUUGUUGACGAGGCUAGAGAUUGCUUAAUAAAGGAGCAAAUGGCAAUAAUUUUGAGAUUUUUGGAUGAUAAUGGGGAGCUUCAGGAGAGAUUUCUUGCUAUUAAGCACAUCACAGAUUGCACAUCUGCCGGAAUUAAAGAAGCAUUGUUUCAUGUCUUAAAGUACCAUGGCUUGUCUAUUAAUAGGCUACGUGGACAGGGUUAUGAUGGGGCUUCAAACAUGAGAGGAGAAUUCAAUGGUUUGCAAAAGCUAAUUCGUGAUGAGAGUCCAUAUGCUUUCUAUGUUCACUGUUUUGCCCAUCAGUUGCAACUAGUGGUUGUCACAGUGGCUCAAUGUUGUCUGGUUAUUGCUGAUUUUUUCAACUCUCUUCCCUUGAUAGUGACUCAGGUGGGUUCAUCCUGCAAAAGAAAAGACGCAUUGCUUGCAAAGCAUCAAGAUGACUUGAUAGAGAUGAUGGAGAAUUGUAAGAUAUCAUCUGGAACUGGUUUACAUCAAGAAACUAACCUAGCUAGACCAGGAGCUACUCGUUGCGGCUCACAUCUUAGAACCUUGCUUCGUGUUUACACAAUGUGGAAUGCAGUGGUGGAUGUGCUUGCAAUUGUGAUUGAGGAUUCCCGGGAACACACUUCUCAAGGUGGAGCUUCAGGUUUGUUGGUACAGAUGGAAUGCUUCCAAUUUGUGUUCAUCAUGAUAUUCUUAAUAAACUUGUUGAACAUCACAAAUAUGCUAUCACAAGCUUUGCAAAGGAAGAAUCAAGAUGUUGUUGAAGCCAUGCGUUUGAUCUUGGAUGUGAAAGAAGCUUUGCAAACUAUGAGGGACAAUGGGUAUGAGCCAUUAUGCAAGCAAGCAAAACACUUUUGUGAGGAACAUGGCAUUGACGUGCCAAAUAUGGAUGAUCUUGUUGGAGCUAUGGGGCAAUCUGCUCGAAGCAAGAAUAAGGUGACUCGAGAUCAUUAUUUCAGGGUGAGCAUAUUCAGUGUUGCGAUUGAUGCAACUCUCACUGAGAUGAACCACCGAUUCAAUGAAGUUAACACCGAUUUAGUGGAUUGCAUGUCUUGUCUUAAUCCAGCUAACAACUUCUCAAAGUUUAAUGAUGAGAAACUUAUUCGGCUUGCUGAAAUUUAUGUUGAAGAUUUUACACAAGUUGAAUGGUUGUUGCUAAGAUACGAGCUUCCAACAUUCCUUACAAAUAUUAGGAGAAGUGAGGAAUUUGAUGGAUGUCCGGAUAUUUCUACUCUUGCUCGUUUGAUGGUUCAAACAAUGAAACAUAGAAAUUUCCAAUUGGUAUAUCGCCUUAUUGAGUUGACAUUGAUUCUUCCAGUGGCAACUUCGUCGGUCGAGCGAAUAUUUUCAGCAAUGAAGGUCAUCAAAACAGAUUUGCGCAAUAAGAUAUCAGACGAUUGGCUCAAUGAUUUAAUGGUAUGCUACUGUGAGAAAAGGAUGUUCAAAAGUAUUCCAGAUGAUCAAAUUAUGAUACGAUUUCAGAAAAAGAAAAAUCGCAAAGGACAUUUGCCUCCUGAGUAUGAUGUUAUUUCUUAGAGAUGGCUUGCAGUUUGUCACUUGCAUUUUGGUGUGGAGGAGUUCUACAACUACAAUAUUGUUAGUAAGAAGCAACACCGGUAUCUUGUCUUUGCCUUAUUAUGGUUGAUUCUCUAGUACUUGAUGUAUUGGUGUGCAGAUGGUAUGAAACUUUGCUGUUGUUCAAUAAUGCUACUAGUAUUUG
Molecule: messenger RNA, 2368 nt
Organism: Triticum aestivum (bread wheat)
Lineage: Eukaryota; Viridiplantae; Streptophyta; Magnoliopsida; Poales; Poaceae
Product: zinc finger MYM-type protein 1
Exons: 5
Coding region: 1-2184 (727 amino acids)
Source: RefSeq, a predicted model, not a curated record